AUGGCUGCGAUCAAGGAGAGCGGCGCCCAGGCAGUGCAUCCGGGUUUAUUGGCCCUGGCGAGUACGCCAUGGGCGCCAUGGGCUGACAAGAUCCAGUCGAAGAUCAUUGCAAAGAAGGCCGGAGUCAACACAAUCCCAGGCUAUGACGGCGUCGUACGCGAUGCACAGCAUGCAGUCGAGAUCGCCGAGGAUAUCGGCUACCCAGUCAUGCUCAAGGCGUCUGCUGGUGGAGGUGGCAAGGGAAUGCGCAUUGCCCAUACAAAGGAGGAGGUGCUGGAGGGCUUCAAGCUUGCUUCCGACGAGGCACUCAGCAGCUUCGGCGACAACCGGAUUCUGCUGGAGAAAUACGUCGAGGAGCCGCGCCAUAUCGAAAUUCAGAUUAUCGCUGACAACAAGGGCAACGUGCUGUGGCUGCCCGAGCGCGAGUGCUCGAUCCAGCGCCGUAACCAAAAGGUCAUUGAGGAGGCACCGUCGACGCACCUGGACCCCGAGACUCGCCGCGCCAUGGGCGAACAGGCUGUGGCCCUGGCGCGCAACGUCGGCUACAACAGUGCUGGCACUGUUGAGUUCCUGGUUGACAAGCACCGCAACUUCUACUUCCUUGAGAUGAACACCCGCCUGCAGGUAGAGCACCCUAUCACCGAGUACAUCACUGGAUUCGACUUGAUCAACGGGUGGGCUAUUGAGUCUCGUGUAUACGCUGAGGACCCCGAGAAGUACCUGCCCAGUAUCGGCACGCUGUCCAAGUACCAGGAGCCAACAAGCUGGAAGGUUGAGAACAAUGUGCGGUGCGACAGCGGUAUCACUGAGGGUUCAGAGAUCUCCAUGUUCUAUGACCCGAUGAUUUGCAAGUUGUCGACCUAUGGUGCUACCCGCGACGAGGCGAUUUCAACCAUGAACCAUGCGCUGGACAGGUACCUGAUCAAGGGCGUGACGCACAACAUCCCGCUGCUGCGUGACGUCAUCUCCAACGCUGACUUUGGCAAAGGCAAGAUUACCACUGCGUUCCUGGCCGAGCACUAUCCCAGCGGCUUCAAGGGCCACCGUCUUGACGCCGACCACCACUGUUGA
Molecule: messenger RNA, 1071 nt
Organism: Linderina pennispora
Lineage: Eukaryota; Fungi; Kickxellomycota; Kickxellomycetes; Kickxellales; Kickxellaceae
Exons: 3
Coding region: 1-1071 (356 amino acids)
Cellular component (GO): mitochondrion
Molecular function (GO): metal ion binding; ATP binding; propionyl-CoA carboxylase activity
Source: RefSeq, a predicted model, not a curated record